UAUAAUAAUAAUCGUCCGAGUUCUAAAAAAUAUAAAAUCUUCCGAAAGUUUUAAAAUUUGAGAUAACUAAUUUUCCGGUUGUUGAUAUUCCGGUUUCAAAUGACGAAAUCACUCAACACUGGUUUAAUUUAACGCAUUUUCGGAAAUAUGGCUAACAAGACGCCGGUUCGAUCCACUCGCUCUCCGACCAAAUUCGCCGCCGUCAAACUCCUCAUUCUCGCCUUCUCCAUCGCUGCUAUACUCUUCAUUACUCUCUCCUCUUCCCCGUCUUCCUCUCUCCCUGAUCUCCCUCUCGGCAUUGGCUAUGAUACGUAUGGAGAAGUUCAAUUAAUUCAUAGAUCAGUAUUAGCGUUAAAGUCGGAUCCUUUAAAGCCUAAACUUGAUCAAAUCCGUAAACAAGCCGAUGAUCACCGGUCUCUUGUUCUAGCUUACGCGUCUUAUGCGAGGAAACUUAAGCUUGAGAACUCGAAACUAGUUAGAAUUUUUGCGGAUCUUGCUCGUAAUUAUACGGAUUUGGUUACCAGGCCUGCUUAUCUAGCACUGCAUAGCUCGAAGUCUAGUUUGAUUGACGAGUCCAUGCUGAGGCAGUUUGAGAAGGAGGUGAAGGAAAGGAUUAAGGUUACGAGACAAGUGAUUACGGAGGCGAAAGAGUCUUUUGAUAAUCAACUCAAGAUUCAGAAGUUGAAAGAUACGAUUUUUGCGCAGAAUGAGCAGUUGACGAAGGCGAAAAAGCAAGGGGCUUUUUCGAGUUUGAUUGCUGCGAAAUCGAUACCGAAAAGCUUGCAUUGUGUCACGAUGAGGCUGAUGGAAGAGAGAAUUGCAAAUCCGGAUAAGUAUUCUGAUGAAGGGAAGGAGACUCCUCCUGUGGUAGAAGAUCCGAACCUGUAUCACUAUGCUAUUUUCUCGGAUAAUGUGAUUGCAGCUUCAGUGGUGGUGAAUUCAGCAGUAAAGAACACGAAAGAUCCUAGUCAGCAUGUUUUCCAUGUUGUUACUGAUAAAAUGAAUCUCGGGGCAAUGCAAGUUAUGUUUAAGAUGAGGAAUUAUAAUGGUGCUCAUGUUGAGGUCAAGGCAGUGGAAGAUUACAAGUUCUUGAACUCUUCUUAUGUUCCAGUUCUUCGCCAGCUUGAAUCAGCAAAUCUGCAGCAGUUCUAUUUUGAGGCCAAACUUGAGAAUGCAACCAAAGACACAACUAAUAUGAAGUUUAGGAACCCAAAAUAUUUGUCUAUAUUGAAUCAUAUCAGGUUUUAUUUGCCUGAAUUAUACCCAAAGUUGCACAGGAUUUUGUUUUUGGAUGAUGACAUUAUUGUUCAAAAGGAUUUAACUGGGCUUUGGAAGAUAGAUAUGGAUGGGAAGGUGAAUGGAGCUGUUGAGACGUGCUUCGGGUCAUUCCAUCGGUAUGCCCAGUACAUGAAUUUCUCUCAUCCACUGAUCAAAAAAAAUUUCAGUCCUAAGGCAUGUGCAUGGGCUUAUGGGAUGAAUUUCUUUGAUUUGGAUGCUUGGAGGAAAGAGAAGUGCACUGAGCAGUACCACUACUGGCAGAAUCUGAAUGAGAACCGGACCCUGUGGAAACUAGGGACAUUGCCCCCAGGUCUGAUCACAUUCUAUUCCACAACAAAGCCUCUGGAUAAAUCUUGGCAUGUAUUAGGGCUUGGGUAUAAUCCAAGCAUUAACAUGGAUGAGAUUCGAAAUGCUGCUGUGGUUCACUUCAACGGGAACAUGAAACCAUGGCUUGAUAUAGCCAUGAAUCAGUUUCGCUCAAUCUGGACAAAGUAUGUUGAUUAUGAUAAUGAGUUCAUCCAGUCCUGCAAUUUCGGUCUUUGAAUGUUUAAAACUUUAAAGUCCAAGGCCAGAGGAUCUCCCAAUGCUGAUCCUACUGCGAUCAUCUGGUUUUUGGUGCUCAUAGUCCCCUUACACGGCUACACUUAAAGUUAGUGCUCAUAUUUAGUGUUGUAGAAUUUUUUGUCAAUGACAGCACAGUAAUCUUCUCUGUUAUUGCUCUUAAUGUUAUCUGUACUUACGACUGUUUUCUUAACGAAGGAUGGUUAUCGCCAGAAAAUUUGUUGAUAUUAAUGUUUACUAGUUCAUAUAUACAGGAAAGUUUGUGAA
Daucus carota subsp. sativus is the source of this 2106-nucleotide messenger RNA. RefSeq names its product galacturonosyltransferase 8. The record is from RefSeq and is a predicted model, not a curated record. Gene Ontology annotation, molecular function: polygalacturonate 4-alpha-galacturonosyltransferase activity. Lineage: Eukaryota; Viridiplantae; Streptophyta; Magnoliopsida; Apiales; Apiaceae. The transcript has 3 exons. The coding region runs from base 148 to 1821 and encodes 557 amino acids.